Messenger RNA from Anguilla anguilla (European eel), 2013 nucleotides. Its product is annotated as SPRY domain-containing protein 3-like. Gene Ontology annotation, molecular function: protein binding. The transcript has 12 exons. Lineage: Eukaryota; Metazoa; Chordata; Actinopteri; Anguilliformes; Anguillidae. The coding region runs from base 229 to 1473 and encodes 414 amino acids. The record is from RefSeq and is a predicted model, not a curated record.
CUCCUUCACAUUGGCGGAGUUUAUAUAUUAGCAACUUAGCCAAUGGAGGCAGUUAACCGGAAAAAAGUGCAAGUUGCCGUGAAAAAACACUAAUGUCAGCCAGCACUGUGUAAGGUAGGGAAAUUAAAGUGGAAAACUUUUUCCGUUCCUCUGGUUAGUAUCGUCGUGUGAGAGUAAGAUCAAAGCUGCAGUUGCGAACCCAGAAUUCAGCUCGCUGAUUGGCUGCUGAUGGAUGAAGUCAACCUACACAGCAGGUUCCUGAACUGGCGUAGGAGGGCUCGGGUGGUCCGUGCCCCGCCCGUUCAGGAACGCUACGAGAGGAUACUGAAGGAGGGGGACACUCUGAGAUACCAUGAGAACGCUGAUAAAGUUGGGUGCUAUGUGGCUGCCCGGCCACUUUCUAAGGAGAACCGCUACUUUGAGGUGACCAUACUGGACGCAGGAGUGCGGGGGACGAUCGCGGUGGGGCUGGUGCCGCAGCACUACCAGCUGGACCAGCAGCCCGGCUGGCUCCCUCACUCCAUCGCCUACCACGCUGACGACGGCAGGUUGUACAACGGGGACGGGAGGGGUCAGCAGUUUGGUCCGAAGUGUAAACGUGGCGACCGGAUCGGCUGCGGGGUUUACCUGGAGAGGGCGGAGGCGGGCCUGGUCACCGUCUUCUUCACCAGGAACGGCAACGAGGUGGGCUCCGUGCUGGUGCCUCAGGCUCUAGACAGGCUCUACCCUGCAGUUGGGAUGCACUCUCUGGGGGAGGAGGUGAGGCUGGACCUGGAGGCGGAAUGGGAGGGCGUGGCUGAAGAAGACAGCGCCAUGGUGGUGGACAGCGGGGAGGAAGACUGGGUCCGACUGCACGACGUCUGCAUUCGCGGCACGCUGUUGGAGUACACAGGGAAGGGGAAGAGUAUAAUGGACGUGGGCCUGGCCCAGGCGCGGGCUCCUCUUAGCACGCGCUCUCACUACUUCGAGGUGGAGAUUGUGGAUUCCGGAGAAAAGUGUUACAUUGCCCUGGGUCUGGCGCGGAGGAAUUACCCUAAAAACAGACACCCAGGGUGGAGUCGAGGAUCGGUGGCCUACCAUGCGGACGACGGGAAGGUUUUCCACGGCAACGGGGAGGGGGACCCCUUUGGCCCCCGCUGUUUCGAGGGGGACAUCAUGGGCUGCGGGAUCCUGUUCCCCCGGGACUACAUCCAGGAUUGGGAAGAUGACGGUGAUGAUAUGGACUCCUUUGAGAUGCAGAAUAUUCUCUACCCGAAUGAUGAAGAUGAGGAAGAGGACAGAGAGGACAGAGAGGACAAAGAGGAGAUGGAGCCGGAGAGUGAGGCCAGGAAGGUUAUGGUGUUCUUCACCCGAAACGGGCAGGUGAUGGGGAAGCGGGAGGUGGGGGUGCCGGUGGGGGGGCUGUACCCCACCAUCGGCAUGCUGAGCAGCGGCGAGAGGGUCAAGGUGGACCUGCACCCCCUGAGCGGCUGAGGAGGGAUGUAGACACGCCCUCUCUCUCAAAAAAAAAAAAAAAAAAGAAACCUCAGGAGACUGGCUGUCCCACAUCCCGUCGCCGGAAAAGAGACGUCCUGCCCUGGAGACGAUUCGUCAGGAUUAUCUAAAGAUAUAUAUUCACUGUUCCCUUCCGCUUCUUUAAGCUGCUGCAAGCUUUCAAAAGCUUUCUGAUCCAGUGGGCGGUUUGUUCCGUGUGAUUCUGUGAUGUGACUGGAUGGCAAGGCCCUUAUACCAGGGAUCAUCAACUCUGGCCCUCGAAUCCAAAUCCAGCCCUGGUUUUCCUUUCUCCCGGGUAAUUAGUGCUACUGAUUGGCCAGACUGUCUUCACACCUGACUCCCAGGCAAAGGGAGGGUGGAAAACCAGCAGUUCCCGGCCCUCGAGGACCGCGAGUUGCUGAUCCCUGCCUUAUACUAUUAGCAGCUUUGGGGUUUGAAACGCUGCUGGUGUUACUUUAACUUUCCACAAGGGGUCACUGUUUCUUUCCGUGAAUAAAGAGAAAAUACAGUUCUGCAGAA